CACCAUUCCAGACAGCUAUAGCACCAACCCACAGCAACUUGCGUAGCCAUGUUUGUAGUACAGUUUCCUUGGGAUUGUUACAAGUGCUGUGUUUUUUGAUUAUUUGCAUAAGUGCUGUGUCGGGAGACGUGAUAAUCUUUUAUCCUGUGUCGACUACUUUCAACCAGGAUUAAUUCAUCCAAACGGAAAACUGCGGUUUAAAAGUCGACAUGCAAGUCAAGUAGCAAGCUUGUAAAAGCAAAUGCUAAAAAGACAGAGGGUUUCAAAAUGCAAAAUUGGAACCAAUGGCAAAUGCCGGCUGGUGCCAUGUCAGCACCAAUGCCUCCCACACCAGCUGGCUUCACUGCACCAGGAGCAGAUCCUAUGGCUAUGAUGCAGUCCUAUAUGCAAUAUUAUAACCAGCCAGCUCCAAGUGGCUAUACUGCUGAACAAUGGGCGGCUGCUCAGCAGCAAAAUUGGACCCAGUGGCAGCAGUGGCAACAGCAAUUUCAACAAUGGCAAGCACAAUAUGGUGAAAAGUAUCAAGAGACAAUGAAGCAGUUAUCGGCUCAGGGUUUAACCCUGCCAAAUGUAACACAGGCGCCGCCACUGCCAAGUUCACAACCUCUCCCUCCCCUUCCUAAAGAAGAACAUACAAAACCUCCUUUACCACCAGAUAACAAUAAACCAUUCCAAUAUGCGAAUAUGCCUCCCCCACAUCAAAACAAUCUUCCAUUAUUUCCAGCUAAGUCACAAAACUCUGAUUAUAGCGCUACAGUUGCUCCAAAUUAUUCGCAAGCACCACCUUUACCCCCAGGGCAACCACCCCCACAAGCGCCAAACCCUCAAGAACCACAGGGUGUUAGUUUGUCAGGUGAGAAACGAGGUAUUAAUGCGUCAGAUGAUUUUGGUAGUGCUAAGAAGACCAAACUUGAAGAGGAAGAGUUGACAGAAGCGGAGAAAACGUUUGAUGCUCAGUUUAAACAAUGGGAAGAACAAUUCAAUAAGUGGAAACAACAGAACGCGAAUCACCCUGAUAAGACACAAUAUAAACAGUAUGAAGCAAAGUGGACGUCAUGGCGGGAAAAGCUAAUCGAACGUCGAGAGCAAAUGCGUAAGAAACGUGAACAACAAAAGCUGACAUCGAAGGUAGAAUCUGAGAAGACGAAAAAUAUUCCUGGAGGUGACAAGAUAUUAAACAUCUUAUCAAGCAGCGAAAAUCAGGGUUUGAUUAAUAAUUUACUAGGAAUUGGUAAAACCUUAGGGCUGACUGGGAAGCAGGAUGCAGAAAGUUCUUCGAAGUUACCGGGUAACACGAGUACUGUAGCACCUCCGACACAACAACCUACUAUGCCGCAGCCACUUGCAAUGAUUGCUCCAACUAUGACAAGCAAUAUGACACAAGCUGCAUGGGCUGCGCAGCAGUGGGCUGCUCAAUAUAAUGCUAAUAUAGCAGCCCCAAGUUACGGUGGUUUCCAGUUUCUGCCAGGAAUUGCUGGUCCAGCUAUAGCUGGACAGUCUCCUCAAGUUCCCCAAUUACCUCAAGUAAGCCAAGGGGUUGGCAAUGACUUUUCUCUGCCUCCUCCAAAUCUGGGAAAUUCAAGCAUGAAUUUUUCUCAACCACCACCAGGAUUUAGAGCUAAUGAUUCAAGGCAAAUGUUGGACUCGGGAAUGAAACAAAAUGACCGUAAUAUCCAUGAUAGACCUCCGCCGUUAUUCGGUCCGAGUGGUGACAAAAAAGACGGUUUUGGGGGUAAUGAACAAUUUUCUCAAAGCAGUGACAAUUUACAAUCUGUUACUAAUCGUACUGAUGAAAAAGGUGAUCGUUUUGGUAUGAGUGACCGCACUACUUUAGGAAGUCAAUUCUCAACAAGAAACAAUCCUUAUGAUCGAGACACACAAAAAAGUGAAUUUGGCAUGAGUAAUCGUCUCGAAGGUAACCAAUUUGGAUCUGACAAUGAGCGUUAUAAUCAACCAGCCGAUCGAUUUGGUACAAUUAGACCAGGUAGCGACUUUGGUACUAAUGAUCAUAGUGGUCCAGGAAACCAACGUCGCCAGGAAAAUGACCGCUUUAGCACGAGCGAAGACAGAGAUUCAGGAAAAAACCGUUUCGGCCUCAGUGAAGAGCGAGAUUCAGGAAUCAAUCGUUUUGCGAGAGAUAAUGACACGUUUGCUCCCAGUAGUGACAGAUUCAGCCGCAAUGACCGCAUUGGUUUGGGAGUAAACCGCAGUGGACAUGAUGACAGUAACUUUGGUCUAGGAAGUGAUCGUUAUGGGUCAAAUAACGAUCGUUUCGGAUCAGAUACUGAUCGAUUCUCAGCGAAAAAUGAUCGCUUUGGAUCAGAUGUUGAUCGGUUCUCAUCGAAUAAUGAUCGUUUUGGGUCUAGUUCACUUGGCGAUCAGUUUAGGGCACUGUCUAAAGACAGAUUUGGAACUGGUUUGGAUCGUUUCGGUUCUAGUAAUAGUCUUCGGGGAUCUAGUAAUGAUCGUCUAAGCUUGGGCAAUGAAAGAUUUGAACCUGGAAGUAACCGAUUUAAUGAUAGGGACAAUUUCAAUAAAAGUUCUACCUUUGGAAGUGAUAAUUUUGGUCUAGGAAACGAACGUUUCAGCCGAAAUGAUCGAUUAGAUAUUUCUGAUCCUUUUGACUCCAAAGAUCUUAAUUAUAUGAAUGAUAAUCGGCGUGAUAGUUUUGGAGAUAAUUCUAGAGGAUCGAACAAAAAUGUUAGGCCAUUUGAAGCUUCUGAUAAUAUCACACCAGAACUGAGAAAACUUAUGGAAAAACGACGGGCUGCUAUGGAUGUUUUCAAGCCAAGGGAUGAUGUAUUUAAUCCUGUUAGACAAAAUAGUAUUGGUUCACUCAGUGAGAGCUUCAAGAAGAUUACAGGAGAAUUACCAUACACAUCGAGAAAUCUUGGCGAUAUAGGAACAAAAAAUGUUGGACUAGGACACAGAGGUUCCGAAAAUUUGAUGUCCCGUGGACCAGGAGAUUUUGGUGCCAGAAGUUUGGGAACACUCCAUAGUAAUAACAACUUCGGUCCACAGUCUUCUAGAGGUAUAGAAUUUGGUACAUUCGUAAGUUCCAGUCUGGAUAAGCUGAAACCAAGGGAAGAGUUUGCACCCUCAAGAAAUGAAUUUGCUCCUCCCAAAGCUGAAUUUGGUCUACCCAGAAAUGAAUUUGCCCCUUCCAGAAAUGAAUUUGGUCCUCUUAGAAAUGAAUUUGGUCCUCCUAGAAAUGAAUUUGGCCCCCCUAAAAAUGAAUUUGGUCCACCUGGAAAAGAAUUUGGUCCACCUGGAAAAGAAUUUGGUAUUUCUGGAAAUGAAUUUGGUCCGCCAAGAAGUCAAGGCAAAUUUGGACCUCGAGGGCAAGAGGAUCUGGAACGUGGAACUAGAAAUGAUGAAUCAACAGUCGACCAGUCAGGAGAUUUGGGUUCAAAGGACAAAGAAAGUUUUAAGCAUCGGGAUAAAGGUGGAGCUAUGAAUGAGCAGGCGGAAACUAUUUGUAGAUCAAACAAUUCUGAGCAAGGAAAUAAUGCUUUGGAAAAGGAUCAAAUUUCGCAACUUGAGCUUCCAAGCAAUAUUUUACCACUGGAGAAACCACCGUGGAUGGAUACUCAAUUUUCAGAACAGGAUUUAAAUGACAAUGUAAAUGCUGGUACCAAUAAUAAUUCCGCUAGUCAGAAUAGUGGUCUUGUAACAAAUUCGGAGAGUUCAAGUCAAAAAGAUGAGGAAAAAGCAGCAAAAUCUCCUUCUAAGAACGUAGUUCAGGAAAGUGAUAACAAGGAUCAAGACCAGUCAAAAGAUGACAAUGAUAAGCCUACAGGGGCACUUGAUGAGGUAAAGACUGAUGGAGAAGAUCGAAAUGCUUUACCUUUCAUGGGUGAAAAUGAUCCAAAACCUGAAGAUUUGAAUAUGGAACCCCCGCCAGAACUUCCUAAUCUAGGACCUUUGACAGAAACUCCAAAUAUGCCAGCAUUCAGAUCAAGUGAACCAAAUUGUGACUCGAGUGUCAACUCAUCCGGUCCUAGACCACCACCCUUGAUCCCACAACGAGGACCGAAUCCUCUAUUUUUCGAUGGUCCAGGAUCAUCAAGCGGUCCAUUCAGACCCGGAGCCCCUAAUAUUGACCAAUUUGGACCCAGGGUUCCAAAUGUAAACCGUUUUGAAUUCAGAACUCCUAAUGAUAGACAAUUUGGGCCACGAGGUCUCCCGUUUGGGUCAAGAGGUCCGAGUGAUACUCCAUUUCGCCCCAGAGGUCUAAACGACAUUCUCUUUAGUGCAAGAGCUUCAAAUAAUAGUAAUUUUGGUGCAAGAGGUCCGAACGAUGCUCAGUUUGGUCCACGAGGUUCUAAUGAUACUCAGUUUGGUCCAAGAGGUCCAAACAAUACUCAGUUUGGUCCAAGAGGUUCAAACGACGCUCAGUUUGGUCCAAGAGGUCCGAACGACGCUCAGUUUGGUCCAAGAGGUCCGAACGACACUCAGUUUGGUCCAAGAGGUCCGAACGAAGCUCAGUUUGGUCCAAGGGGACCAAAUGAUACUCAGUUUGGCCCACGAAGUCUGAAUGAAGGACCCUUUGGGUCCAGAGGAUUAGGUGAUGGUCAGUUUAGAUCAAGAGGUUCAGACCAAUGUGAUUCAAAAGGUAUCCAUGACAAUCAGUUUAAUGCACCUAAUCCAAGAGGUCCAAAUGAUAGUAUACUAGGAGGUCGCUCAACUACUGAGCAAUUCAGUCCUAUGGGACGUGGUUUCUCUGGACCAAGAGGGCCUGGUGGUGGACCAUUUAGUCAACGACUACCAAUGAAUCCACCAUUUGCAAUAUCCAGAGACUCCAGUGAUGGACAGUUCAGGCCGAGAGGGCCAAAUGAUGGAAGCUUUGGGCUACGAGGUCCAAAUGAUGCUCAAAGACCAGCAAUUCCAUCUCUUUUGGGACUUCAAUUUGAUAAACAACCAAAAUUUGAUCUACCACAUGUGUCUGGCAAUAUUCUUAAUCAAGGUGGUAAGGACUUUGAGUCAAGCAGUAUUAAUAUAGAUGAGACCAAAACUGUUGAUAGGCGAAUAUCUGGAAUUGGUGAGUCUGAUCCGAAGGUGCGCAUGCCAAUGGAUCAAAGGUCUAAGUUUGGUCCAGGUGUAGGAUUUCCACAGGGUAGGCCUACAGGUGUGGACCACAGAUCUUCAUUUGGCCAAGGAGUAAUGGAACCAAGAUCACCAUUUGAAAAAGACACUCCAGGUGAUGGAGGACAAAAUUUGCCUUUUGCGCAAGGCGGACCAAUGAAUAAUGAACAAAGGCCACUCAUUCGGCAUGGUGGAUCAUCGUCAAAUCCACCACAUUCUCAAGAAAGCCCAGAGCAACAACCAUUCAUGCAGGGUGGUCGGAGAGGUUUGGAAAAAAAUCCUGGCGCGCACGGUGGGUCAAGUAAUUUUGAUCCCAGAAUGGAGGGUAACGUUAUAGAACAAAGACCUCCAUUUGUGCCAGAUGGACUAGGGAGUUCAGAUUCUAACAUGACACGUAGCAGUGAACAGAGAUUAGGAUUUGAUCCUGGCUUACGUGAAAAUAAAAACAACUCACAAUUUGACUCAGGAUUUCGUGAUAGAUUGAGUGAUCAUGAUGAUCGCCGAAGACCAGCCCCUGGUUCAGGCAUUGACGAAUUUUGUGUUGGAAAACAAUUUAAUUAUAACCAUGGUGGAAGUGCAGUGAAUAAGAUGAUCACUGAAAUCAUACCUGAAAAAGUUAUAGAUUAUGGCCACCUGACGAAAGCUGUUGUACACGAGUACAUAACUCCAGUUGAGACAUUUGAUUAUGGUCAUGGUAAUUUAAAACCUGUGGUGCCUGAACAUGAAAUAAUACCACGAAAAGAUUUCCAACAUUGGGAGGAAACCGAACAAAGUUUGAAGGAAUAUGAUGAAAGGUUGAGAUUAUUUGCACGUGAUCAUGAAUGGAAAGGUCGAGGAAAAUUACGAGAUGAUUUCAAAUUUGAUAAACCACAUUUAAGAGAAUGUGAUUGGCCCAGGACAGACAGAAGAUCUUUUGAAUGCGAUGAUCGAAGACCAUCCGACAGAGACUCAAGAGCUAGGAGAGAUAGAGAUAACAGGGAAGAUCGCAAGGAACGUGACCGUGAACGUGAGAAAGACCGAGGCCGCGAUGACAGAGAUCGUGAUGAUAGAGAUCAUGAAUAUAGACGUGAUGUCGAUCGAGAAGACCGUUCAUGGAAAGACGGAAGUGAUCGUAGAGAUAAAAAUCGAGACACAAGUGACAGAAAUGACCGAAUGAAAGUGGAACAAAAUAAAGAAUGCAACAGAGAUGACGACAGAUCUAAGGGCAACGUAAAUCAUCCGGAUCACCAGAGUAAAAACAACGCUAAUACUUCUCAGGAAACCAGUACUUCAGAGGCUAAAAAUGAUUCUACGGAGACCACUUCGACGAAAAUGGAACUGCCGAGAAUGCCAAACUACACCAUGGUUGACGAUAUUUUAUUCCAGCCUGGACGUCAGACUAGGCCACCCAAGAUAGUGAUUAUUUUGAGAGGGCCACCAGGCAGUGGGAAGUCAUUUGUUGCUAAGCUCAUCAAGGAUAAAGAAGUCGAGCAAGGUGGUUCAGCUCCAAGAAUUUUAAGCCUUGAUGAUUAUUUUCUAGUUGAAAAGGAGAAAGAAACUAAGGACGAUAAUGGCAAAAAAGUAGUUGUAAAAGAAAUGGUCUAUGAGUAUGAAGAAGCAAUGGAAUCCAGUUACCUGACAUCUCUCGUCAAGGCAUUUAAAAAAAAUAUUACGGACGGCUACUUCAAUUUCAUUAUUUUGGAUUGCAUUAAUGAAAAAAUCUCUGAUUACGAGGAAAUGUGGAGCUUUGCUAAAACUAAGGGCUUUCAGGUAUAUGUAUGUGAGAUGGAAAUGGAUGUACACAUUUGCUUGAAGCGGAAUAUUCAUAAUCGUACAGAGGACGAAAUCAAUAAAAUCGUCGAUUAUUUUGAACCAACGCCUAACCACCACUUGAAACUGGAUGUUAAUGGGAUGCUCCAGGAAGAAGCAAUCGAUGAGGUUCAUAUGGAAGAUAGUCACCAAUCACCCGAGGAAACUACCCAGCCAAAUGAUGAUAGCCAGGAUAGUCAAGACGAACAAGUUGGAAUCAGCAAGUGGGAACAGAUGGAUGCCGAUAAUAAGUUAGAUCGUCUAGAUGGUUUAGCUAAAAAGAAAAACGAAAAUCGUCCUCAAACAAUGGAAGAUUUCCUUCAGGUGCCUGAUUAUUAUAAUAUGGAAGAUACGUCAGGAAAAAAAAGAGUACGAUGGGCGGAUUUGGAAGAACGAAAAGAACAAGAAAAAUUGCGUGCGGUUGGAUUCGUUGUAGGUCAUACCAAUUGGGACAGAAUGAUGGAUCCUACCAAAGGACAGAGCGCACUUACACGUACCAAAUACAUAUGACCCAAAUUUGUUCCCAGAUCAUCCAGACAAAACAAUUGACGUAACUGCACCUAAUUAGGAGAGUAAUAAAUUUUGAAUAUAUUAAUUCAAAUUUAAUGAGACAAAGCAGUUUGCUAUGAUCCAUUUUACCGGAAGACAAAAUGAGAGUUUGGCAGGUACCAACGAUUCAAUUAUAAGAUAAACCCAUUAAGACACUGAGAGUUGCACUACAAUUCUCAAAGUGAAAAACAGAUCAUUUUUUUAAUAUCCUAUACUUUCCGUAGCGUACUCACCCAAAUUUUUUGCUGCACAGGUAGAUUUGUGUAGUCCAAUGCAAUAGUUUUUUUGUUGAAUUCAUUUCCACUGAUUAGGAAACGAAUAUCUGAUAAUAGAUGGCAGAUCGUAAGCAAAAUCAAAGCUUUUCAGAAGAAGUUCAUCCAAAGCUUAUACAAUCUCGUGCGAUUAAAUUUUUUAUUUCGACAAUUUUUGAUUCAAGUCAGUACUGUGAUUAUAUAUCAUUAAUUUUUUAGUCACUGAGAUUUGAUUUUUGGUAAUGAAGCCAAUUAUUUUUUAGGGAUUCUGUGUUUCAGAAUGUCAAUAAUGUGUCACAGAAUCAAAAUGAUAUCACAGGUACUAUGUAAAGACUGCAUAUUUUUGAAUCCAGUAUUUAUAUUUAAACAAUUUAGAAUUUUUUUUGUAUUUAGUUCAUUCUUUCCGUUCCUUCUUAGAUUUGACUUCUCGGUCUGCCUGUAUUUGAGAGUUUUUGAAAGAAAUAUAAUAGGUUUAGUAGUCUUCAUCAAAUAUUUAUUAUGACAUUAAAUAAUUGAUCAACUCAUAUCUAUUGUAUUGUGCUAGAUUAUCGUGUGUCGAUGCAAGUUGAAAAUAAUGAAACUUGUAUCGAAUUAUUAAUAAUUGGUAUUAUAAUCUAAAGUUUCAUGCUUGUAUUUUUCCCUACCUUAUUUUAGUGUCACAAACUUUUCAAUACGGAUGUACCCUCCGAAGUUUGAAUAUAAAUAUUAUGAAUAAGGAAUCCGGGAAUACUUUGUCUUCCUAAUCCGAUACACCUAUCGAAAAGAAUAUAGAUCCAAUCGUCAUAGGUUAAAUGUGUGAGAAAUGUAAAAACGUCAAUCCCAAAAUAGUGUCACUCUAAACUUUAAGAAAUUUGUUGCAAAAAUUUGAUCUAUGUGAGAUUUAAAAUCGUUGCUAGCUGCUAAUACUUUUAUCGUUGAAUCUUUUCAAAAGAUUCUCUGGGUUGUUGAACAUGUAAAAAAAAAAAGAAUCACCAACCAGUGAUUAAAGAUAUCAUUUGAUAGUUCCGUUUAAAAUACAUGUGUAAGUACUUGGAUUGCAAACUUAUUCCAUUUGUUCAAUGUAUACGGAAAUAUAGGAAGCUUGAAACACUCGCACGUUCAGAUUAUAUCAUUGUCAAGAUCAUUUUAAAUAUAGUUCUGUUAUUUAUACGAUAACUGUAACUGCAUUUAUGUAAUAAAAGUUUUAAACGAAUUAAGAUUAA
This is a messenger RNA of Diprion similis, 8875 nucleotides long. RefSeq lists its product as uncharacterized. The coding region runs from base 268 to 7383 and encodes 2371 amino acids. NCBI's taxonomy places the organism in Eukaryota, Metazoa, Arthropoda, Insecta, Hymenoptera, Diprionidae. Gene Ontology annotation, biological process: regulation of telomere maintenance. The transcript is spliced from 16 exons. Gene Ontology annotation, cellular component: nucleus. The record is from RefSeq and is a predicted model, not a curated record.